AUGGCAAUUUUCAUCUGGUGUCUGCUCAUGUUAAGGACGGAAGUUCAAGAUCCUUAAAUAGACCUGCUACAAAGGUGAAACAUCCCCCAAAGCAUUCAAAGGACAUAGACUACAACACAAAAUGGAAGGAAUGAAUCUCAAACACGACCCAGUAAUGCCCAGAUCCAUAUUUGCUUGGGAUUAUGUUCUCUGGGAAGUACGUUUGAAAAUAAUAGCGGUUGGCUUCUUCCUAUACUUGGGAAUAUUUUCUCUCUCGCAUUGCCUGUCUUCAUGGAUGAGCAUCACGUACCGCUUGCUCCCUUCAAAGGAGAAAGUCUUCUGGAACCUGGCGGUUACCCGGGGUGUAUUUGGCAUCCAGAGCUGCGCUGCCGGGUUGUGGGCCUUGCUUUUUGAUCCUGUUUUUCAAGCUGACAAGGUGUAUGCGCAACAGGACUGGAGCUGGUUCAAUUGCCUAAUAGCCUCUGGAUUCUUCUUGCUUGAAAAUGUAGCCGUUCACUUAUCCAACGUUGUCUUCAGAACUUUUGACUUGUUCUUAGUUGUUCACCAUUUGUUUGCCUUAGGUGGCUUUAUUGGUUUGAUUACCAACAUAAAGUCCGGACAUUAUUUACACUUGAUGGGAAUACUACUUGAGAUGAGCACGCCUUUUACCUGCAUAUCGUGGAUUCUUUUAAAGGUUGGUUGGUCCAACACUUUCUUUUGGAAGGCAAACCAGUGGGUCAUGAUCCAUAUGUUUCACUGCCGCAUGGUCCUUACUUAUCAUAUGUGGUGGGUUUGCCUUUCCAACUGGAACGCUGUGCUGGAGAAUCUGGGACUUCUGCAUUUUACUGUCGUAUUUGUUGGACUGGCUGUGGUCACUUCGAUACUUAAUCCUUACUGGAUGUACAAAAAGACUCAUCAGCUCCUCAACCCCAUUGACUGGAAUUUUGCCAACAGGACAAUGAAAAACGGUUCAUCCAAAAAACUGAAUGGAGAAGUGUUCCAGAAGAAAGAGCUUUGAUGCUAAUUUUUUGCACUUCUUGGAGCAGCAAUAAGAUUGGGCUGGAAGGAUGCAGGGCAGGUUGCCAGUUAGCAUUAUGAAGCUUCUCUUUGUUAAUUAAGAGAUCUCAAUCAUAUUUAUUACUAGGUUUUUUUUGUUUUCUUAUCAGUAUUAACCCAACAAUCAGAGUGUUGCUAACCUAAUGAAUAUAUAUGUUUUGUGGAUCAAUCUUGAACUGUGGGCACAUUUUAGAUAUAUUGGAAGAAAUAUAUUGAACGAAAUUUACUCAGGCUUAAUAUUUCUUGAUCGUGAGGAAUCCAGACAUGUACAAACAUAACCCAGUGUUUCUUGUAGUCACAGUCUUGCUAGUCUUUGACAAACCUGUUCAGUUCAAACAGUGCAAGCCUUUCACACCUGGGUAGAAAACCAUUCAAGUUUGUCCUGACUAAACAGGAGAAGAAUUAAAUGUUCACACCAAUUCUUCCUUCUCUUGUUGCUUCAUGUGCCACCUCUGCUCCUGAGAGUCCCAUCUCCCCAACUUGAUAGAGUAGGUUGAGGAAGUAAUAGAAAAAUCAUCCUCUCUUUUUUUUUUCUGCCAGUGGGAUUCCUCCACUGAAUCAAAAGCCUUUUAGGGACAAAAGAUAUCCUUCUGUUUGUAGAAGAUAAAGCCUGAGCCAAAGUGAAUGUUUCUUUCUGCCCAACAUAGGCAAAGGUAAAGGUUUCCCUUUUCGUUAAAUCUAGUUGUGUCCAACACUGGAGGGUGAUGCUCAUCUCCAUUUGUAAGCGGAAGAGCCAGUGUUGUCCGUAGAUGCCUCCAAGGUCAUGUGGCCAGCAUGACUGCAUAGAGUGCUGUUACCUUCCCACCAAGGCGGUAUCUAUUGAUCUACUCACAUUUGCAUGUUUUCGAACUGCUAGGUUGGCAGAAGCUGGGGCUAACAGCGGGAGCUCACCCUGUCCCAUGGAUUCGAACCACCAACUUUCCAGUCAGCAAGUUCAGCAGCUUAGCAGUUUAACCCACUGCGCAACUAGGGGGGCUCUGCCUAAGAUAGGAGCGUUAAAAUUUUGACCCUGAUUACUAGUCAUAGAUAAGAACACAUGAUCCAAACCUGAGUUGUAAGAGUGGAGAAUAGCACAUUUCAGUUAUAUUUCAGGGAGAAAGAUUGGACUCUUCCCCCAUCCCAACAGCCAUUGCCCUGGUAUCAGAGAAAGAGAAGAAGAGGCAGACAUAGCUCCAUUGUGCCUAGCCCAGAACCAGAUAAAAGUCAUUCCUCUACCCCUCACUGCUUCUGACCAAGAGAAGAGUAGACCAGGACAGCUCUAUCAUGUCUAAAAUCAAAAUUAGAUUAAAGCCCUCCCUUCAUCCCAGCAGCCACUGCCCUGGCCUCUAACUGAGAGAAGAAGAGGUGGGCAUAGCUCCAUUGUGCAAAGGCCUAGAAACAGAGAAAAGGCCCUCCUUCCAUCCCAGCUGCCACUGCCUUGGCCUCUGAAGAAGAGGAGAAGAGGUUGUGUCUUAAUUAGAUUGUAAAUGGCAGGGAACUCUUCUGUUAUUCUUUGAUUUGUAAAGCACUCUAUAAAUCAAUGAUGAUUCAAUAAUAAAGUGAAACUUGUUUUAAA
Messenger RNA from Anolis sagrei ordinatus, 2590 nucleotides. RefSeq names its product CLN8 transmembrane ER and ERGIC protein (gene CLN8). The record is from RefSeq and is a predicted model, not a curated record. Gene Ontology annotation, molecular function: ceramide binding. Gene Ontology annotation, cellular component: membrane; endoplasmic reticulum. Gene Ontology annotation, biological process: nervous system development; phospholipid metabolic process; lipid homeostasis. Lineage: Eukaryota; Metazoa; Chordata; Lepidosauria; Squamata; Anolidae.